UGUUUUACUCACAUGUCUCAUGCUGCUGCCAUGGCUUCCGCUCUCGCUCUCGCUCUGGGCGGUGGCGUCCCAGCGGGUCUGGGUCAAAGCGGGGCGGGUGCUGGUGGGCCGGCGCGUGGUGAACCAGAGCCUCACGGAGCUGGGAGUGCCCGCCUUCGAGUGGACCGAGUCGGAGGCCGCCCUCGUGGAGUGCGUGCGGCGCCUGCUCACCUGCUAUGGCCAGGUGCCGCCUGAAGGCCUGCGCCAGCUCACCGCCACCUUCCCGGAGAGCGCGCGGUGCUUCGAGGCCAAGCUGUUCGCCUGCCACACGCGGUGGACGCAUCUCUCCUACCAGGGCCCAGUGUGGUACCCGGCGCGCGCCUGGACGGACCGCUACUUCUCCUUAAGGAGGUUUCCGUCGAAAGGUGCAAGCUUGUGGUGCCUCUUCUUUCGGCGCGCCCACAUCAAGGGCCAAACCAUCCUGCCCUUCGACACCUGCCAGGUGUGUGCCGACACCAGCCACGCGUUUGUGGGCAAGCCCAGCUGCAACAUCGGGAAGGUGUGGAGGCCCGCCGGCUUCGCGCGCUUCGAGAACUCCAUCCACCACAACAUGGCCUUCCUGGCGACUGACCAGAGCGCGCCCGAAAUAAGGGAAGCCGUGGCUUUUGGUGGCCGGCACCCUGGCGUGUGGCGGCUCACGGCCCCGCUGCCCAUCACCACGGAGCCCAACUGGGAGUUCCAUCCGGAGGUGGAGGUCUCGCGAUAUCACCCCGGCUGUUUGGAUCUGAAGUUGUCGCACUACGCCCACGACUCGGGCUUCAGCUGGAACUGUCGCUUCCCCAACUGCGGCUGCGCGCUGGAUGGCCGGCUCUCUGCAGUGAGCUUCCGGAAUCAGACCUUGCUGUACGCGCGCGCCAAUGUGAAGCCGCAGGGCGGUGGGCGUUUCGUGCAGGUCGCGCGCCAAGAUGAGCUGGGCUGGGGGGCGUUUUCUGCGAUUCACAUCCUGGACUACGACAUGUUCGAAGGGGACAUCUACAUGUUUUACGUGAAUGUGAAUCCUGCGAAUUCGAGCACCUUGUUGGCCUUGUUCCCCAUCCUGGAUCGGGGGAAGAACCGGAGCAGCAUCGCCAUGUCGCUGUCCGAGGACGGGGUGUGGUGGUCCUCGGUGGUGGACCUCAUCGCCACGGUGCCCUCCUACGGAGGUCGUACCUUCGACCACCCAGUGGAUGGCUUGGAGGUGGAGGGGACCUGGGUGCAUUUCUUCGUGCAUCACAACGUGCCGGGCAUCGGCAGCUCCAGCUACGCGGAGCCGCCGUCGACGACGGCGGCGGAGCACCCCUCGAGCAUCCACCGCUACGCCAUGGGGCUCGAGCACCUGGCGACGCUCACAGGGCAGGCGGUGCAGCAGCUGCGGGCGGAGAAGCUGAAGCACCCCGUGGUGCUGCCAAAGGCGGCUCCAGGCAGCAGCUCUGACGUGAAGGGGGCGGUUCAGCAGGUGGGCCUGGACGACGGAAGCCGCCGGUGAGCUGGGCGUAGCCGGUGGGUUCUGCCCGGUGAGCUCAUAGCUCUCGUCUCUGCAUGUUUCAGGCCAAAAUGGUCACACUCCGCGAACUGACUGAAUUUGAAGGGAAUGGGCUUCCAGGA
This is a messenger RNA of Effrenium voratum, 1623 nucleotides long. The record is from the annotation of a GenBank genome assembly. Lineage: Eukaryota; Dinophyceae; Suessiales; Symbiodiniaceae.